This is a messenger RNA of Oncorhynchus keta (chum salmon), 3531 nucleotides long. RefSeq lists its product as uncharacterized. Lineage: Eukaryota; Metazoa; Chordata; Actinopteri; Salmoniformes; Salmonidae. The transcript has 4 exons. The record is from RefSeq and is a predicted model, not a curated record. Bases 1545 to 2726 code for a protein of 393 amino acids.
AGAGCACCACACCAGCCCCUGGCAGUACCAUUCAGAGCACCACACCAGCCCCUGGCAGUACCAUUCAGAGCACCACACCACACCCUGGCAGUACCAUUCAGAGCACCACACCAGCCCCUGGCAGUACCACUCAGAGCACCACACCAGCCCCUGGUAGUCAAAUCAAAUCAAAUGUAUUUAUAUAGCCCUUCGUACAUCAGCUGAUAUCUCAAAGUGCUGUACAGAGACCCAGCCUAAAACCCCAACAGCAAGCACUGCAGGUGUAGAAGCACCACACCAGCCCCUGGCAGUACCAUUCAGAGCACCACACCAGCCCCUGGCAGUACCAUUCAGAGCACCACACCAGCCCCUGGCAGUACCAUUCAGAGCACCACACCAGCCCCUGGCAGUACCAUUCAGAGCACCACACCAGCCCCUGGCAGUACCAUUCAGAGCACCACACCACACCCUGGCAGUACCAUUCAGAGCACCACACCAGGCCCUGGCAGUACCAUUCAGAGCACCACACCAGCCCCUGGCAGUACCAUUCAGAGCACCACACCAGACCCUGGCAGUACCAUUCAGAACCCCACACCAGCCCCUGGCAGUACCAUUCAGAGCACCACACCACACCCUGGCAGUACAAUUCAGAGCACCACACCAGACCCUGGCAGUACCAUUCAGAGCACCACACCAGCCCCUGGCAGUACCAUUCAGAGCACCACACCAGCCCCUGGCAGUACCAUUCAGAGCACCACACCACACCCUGGCAGUACCAUUCAGAGCACCACACCAGCCCCUGGCAGUACCACUCAGAGCACCACACCAGCCCCUGGUAGUCAAAUCAAAUCAAAUGUAUUUAUAUAGCCCUUCGUACAUCAGCUGAUAUCUCAAAGUGCUGUACAGAGACCCAGCCUAAAACCCCAACAGCAAGCACUGCAGGUGUAGAAGCACCACACCAGCCCCUGGCAGUACAAUUCAGAGCACCACACCAGACCCUGGCAGUACCAUUCAGAGCACCACACCCUGGCAGUACCAUUCAGAGCACCACACCACACCCUGGCAGUACCAUUCAGAGCACCACACCAGCCCCUGGCAGUACCAUUCAGAGCACCACACCAGCCCCUGGCAUUCAGAGCACCACACCAGCCCCUGGCAGUACCAUUCAGAGCACCACACCAGCCCCUGGCAGUACCAUUCAGAGCACCACACCAGCCCCUGGCAUUCAGAGCAUAACAAUGGUGUCAAGUCAAAAGACUCCAAUGUUGCCUCUAAAUUCUCCACCCUUAAAAUUGACUUCAAGACAUCUUCGGCAAUAGAGCCUAGUGGCUAGAGCGUUGGGCCAGUAACUGAAAGGUUGCUGGAUCAAAUCCCUGACAAAGUAAAAAUCUGUCAUUCUGCUCCUGAUUAAGGCAGGUGUUCCACUGGCGCCGAAGACGUGGAUAUCGAUUAUGGCAGCCCCCCACACCUCUCUGAUUCAGAGGGAUUGGGUUAAAUGCGGAAGACACAUUUCAUUUGAAUGCAUUCAGUUGUACAACUGACUAGGUAUCUCCCUUUCCCUUUCAAUGGAUUCAGACGAGUCCAGAGCCUCAGCCAGUUCCCAACAGACAGAGAUAGACUGGAGUAGAGAGAGACAGGCGUACCAGAGCCUAGACUAUGGUUCAGCACCUCUAACAGGGAACAGCAGUAUCAACCAUAACAUGCCAGAGGUAACCCCUAACCUCCAUGCUAACCUCAUCCAGCCUGGUAGUAUAGUAUUCAGUCUGCUGUCUUCCUCGGAGCCCACUCUACAACAGGUCAGCAGAUUUGAGGCAGCUUUCAGCAUACUGGAGGAGAACAAAUCAAAUCAAAUAAAAUGUAUUUAUAUAGCCCUUCGUACAUCAGCUGAUAUCUCAAAGUGCUGUACAGAAACCCAGCCUAAAACCCCAAACAGCAAGCAAUGCAGGUGUAGAAGCACGGCACGGAACAGGGUGGAGGUAGCCUUCAGCAUACUGGAGGACAACAGGGUGGAGGCAGCCUUCAGGAGACUGGAGGAGAACAGGGUGGAGGUAGCCUUCAGCAGGCUGGAGGAGAACAUGGUGGAGGAGAACAGGGUGGAGGCAGCCUUCAGCAGGCUGGAGGAGAACAGGGUGGAGGUAGCCUUCAGCAGGCUGGAGGAGAACAGGGUGGAGGCAGCCUUCAGCAGGCUGGAGGAGAACAUGGUGGAGGAGAACAGGGUGGAGGCAGCCUUCAGCAGGCUGGAGGAGAACAGGGUGGAGGUAGCCUUCAGCAGGCUGGAGGAGAACAGGGUGGAGGCAGCCUUCAGCAGGCUGGAGGAGAACCGGGUGGAGGCAGCCUUCAGCAGACUGGAGGAGAACAUGGUGGAGGAGAACAGGGUGGAGGCAGCCUUCAGCAGGCUGGAGGAGAACAGGGUGGAGGCAGCCUUCAGCAGGCUGGAGGAGAACCGGGUGGAGGCAGCCUUCAGCAGGCUGGAGGACAACAGGGUGGAGGCAGCCUUCAGCAGGCUGGAGGACAACAGGGUGGAGGCAGCCUUCAGCAGGCUGGAGGAGAACAUGGUGGAGGCAGCCUUCAGCAGACUGGAGGAGAACCGGGUGGAGGCAGCCUUCAGCAGGCUGGAGGACAACAGGGUGGAGGCAGCCUUCAGCAGGCUGGAGGACAACAGGGUGGAGGCAGCCUUCAGCAGGCUGGAGGAGAACAUGGUGGAGGCAGAGCAUGGUGGAGGCAGAGCAGUAGAAUGGGCCAAGUGACAGGUAGUGUAUCUAAAGACAGGUCAGGUGUGGCCUCUAGUAGCACAUCAGAUAACAACAGGUCAGGUGUGGCCUCUAGCAGCACAUCAGAUAACAACAGGUCAGGUGUGGCCUCUAGCAGCACAUCAGAUAACAGGUCAGGUGUGGCCUCUAGUAGCAGAUCAGAUAACAACAGGUCAGGUGUGGCCUCUAGUAGCAGAUCAGAUAACAGGUCAGGUGUGGCCUCUAGCAGCACAUCAGAUAACAACAGGUCAGGUGUGGCCUCUAGCAGCAGAUCAGAUAACAACAGGUCAGGUGUGGCCUCUAGUAGCAGAUCAGAUAACAACAGGUCAGGUGUGGCCUCUAGUAGCAGAUCAGAUAACAACAGGUCAGGUGUGGCCUCUAGCAGCACAUCAGAUAACAACAGGUCAGGUGUGGCCUCUAGCAGCAGAUCAGAUAACAACAGGUCAGGUGUGGCCUCUAGUAGCAGAUCAGAUAACAACAGGUCAGGUGUGGCCUCUAGUAGCAGAUCAGAUAACAACAGGUCAGGUGUGGCCUCUAGCAGCACAUCAGAUAACAACAGGUCAGGUGUGGCCUCUAGCAGCAGAUCAGAUAACAGGUCAGGUGUGGCCUCUAGUAGCAGGUCAGAUAACAACAGGUCAGGUGUGGCCUCUAGUAGCAGAUCAGAUAACAGGUCAGGUGUGGCCUCUAGCAGCACAUCAGAUAACAACAGGUCAGGUGUGGCCUCUAGCAGCACAUCAGAUAACAACAGGUCAGGUGUGGCCUCUAGCAGCAGAUCAGAUAACAACAGGUCAGGUGUGGCCUC